This is a messenger RNA of Enterobius vermicularis (human pinworm), 480 nucleotides long. The record is from the annotation of a GenBank genome assembly. Lineage: Eukaryota; Metazoa; Nematoda; Chromadorea; Rhabditida; Oxyuridae.
AUGCAACAUUACAACAAUUCUAAAGGUUAUCAGAGGUCUACUGAAGUAUGGUUCCAGAAUCGGCGAAGCAAGGAACGUCGUAUGCGCCAACUGAGGUGUGGAAGUUUUCGGCCGACACGACGAAAUCGUGGUACCAAUCGUGACGACCUUUGCCCUCCGAAUGCUGACAUUUUUGCACAUGAAGCUGCAAGUGAUGGAUUCUAUGGUCAAGCACCUCUACGGUACUUCUGUGACGGUUAUCAACGACCGGAUAGUUCUGGUUCUAGCAGUAUAGCACCUCAUCCUGCCUUUAUUAUGCCCCCAGAUGCUCAUCGAAUUCCGGUCGAUACACCGAUUAGUGAGACCAGUUAUAUUGAAGACAGUUUACGGCCUCCACACAGUUCUCCAAAUAUGCCACUUGCAGCUCAGGAUGAAGCCUAUCGCCCACUGCACAAUAUAUAUGCUUCACCAGAACUGAAAACAGUUGUACCCGGCUGGUAA